AUGAAACAUGACCACCGGCAAGCUCGAAGUCGUGUGGUGGAUCAGAUUAUAAAGUCCACAUUUAAGGAUGUAAGUCGACGUUAUAGACCGAAGGAUAUUGUUAAUGACAUGCGGAAAAAUUACGGUGUUAACAUUCGAUAUGAAAAGGCGUGGCGUGCGAGAGAGAGGGCUUUAGAACUACUAAUGGGAUCGCCGAAGAAGUCGUACACUCUUUUGCGUAAAUACGGUGAGGCGUUGAAAUCGGUGAACCCAGGCACGGUAUUUUCAUUGAAGUUGGAGGACAAUAAAUAUUUCCAAUAUGCAUUCAUGGCCCUAGGGUGCUCUAUCCAGGGGUUUAGAAGUUGCAUUCGCACUGUACUUGUCAUCGACGGUGCACAUCUGAAGGGAAAAUAUAAAGGUGUGAUAUUGAUAGCCUCCUCUGUUGAUGGUAAUAAUCAGUUAUAUCCACUUGCAUUUGGAAUCGUAGACAGGGAAACAAACGAGUCUUGGACUUGGUUCUUGGAGCGGGUGAAGAGUUGUAUUGGAGAUGUUGAAGGAUUGGUGUUCGUGCCUCACCGGCACCGAACCAUUAAUAACUUUGUAACUUCUGUCUUCCCCACUGCUGAACACGUCAGUUGCAUGCAUCACGUGCAGAUGAACUUGAAUGAUAAGUUCAAGAUUCGGAGCGAAGGCGUGGAAUGGCUAUACCUCUUAGCAGCUAAGGCAUUCAAGAAGUCUACCUUUAGGUAUUAUUGGAAUCCGCUUGCAGGAUUCCCAGAACUGCGACAGUACUUGGAGGAACUCGGGUUCGAUAAAUGGUCACGCGCAUAUCAACCUGGAUUGAGGUACAAUCAGAUGACAACUAACAUUGCAGAUUUCAUGAAUGCAGUUCUAGUUCACGCACGAUAUUUGCCGGUCACUGCACUAUUAGAACAUUGUAGGGCUCUUCUGCAACGAUGGUAUUACGAACGACAGACGUAUGCAUCGACCAGAGCAUCCAUUCUAACUGAUUAUGCUGAGGGGAUUGUUAAGAGUGCAGUGGAGUAG
Messenger RNA from Momordica charantia (bitter melon), 1026 nucleotides. RefSeq lists its product as uncharacterized. Lineage: Eukaryota; Viridiplantae; Streptophyta; Magnoliopsida; Cucurbitales; Cucurbitaceae. The record is from RefSeq and is a predicted model, not a curated record.